This is a messenger RNA of Aplysia californica (California sea hare), 637 nucleotides long. RefSeq names its product dolichyl-diphosphooligosaccharide--protein glycosyltransferase subunit DAD1. Gene Ontology annotation, cellular component: membrane; oligosaccharyltransferase complex. The record is from RefSeq and is a predicted model, not a curated record. Gene Ontology annotation, biological process: protein N-linked glycosylation. The coding region runs from base 109 to 450 and encodes 113 amino acids. NCBI's taxonomy places the organism in Eukaryota, Metazoa, Mollusca, Gastropoda, Aplysiida, Aplysiidae. The transcript has 3 exons.
GGCCAUCCACUAUAUCUUGCUCUCUUGUGUUAUGGUCGACUGCCACGUACAGAGUGACUGAACCUAUACACCGGCUUGCGGCAAACUCUUCACCACACAUCCAGCAAAAUGCCCGAAAAAUUAUCCAAUGUUCUCGUAAAAUUUUACGAUGAGUACAUGCAGUCCACUCCAAAAAAGCUGAAGAUAGUGGAUGCUUACCUGGUAUACGUGUUCUUUACGGGUGUUUUCCAAUUCGUAUACUGCUGUCUGGUGGGCACCUUUCCAUUCAACUCUUUCUUGUCAGGCUUCAUCUCAACUGUUGGAUCAUUUGUCUUAGGGGUGUGCCUGAGGCUGCAGAGCAACCCCCAAAACAAAAGCGAAUUCAGCGGCAUCAGCCCAGAGAGAUCGUUUGCUGACUUCGUUUUUGCCCACAUCAUUCUACAUUUAGUGGUCAUGAACUUCAUCGGAUGAAUCUGUGCACAAGUGUAAACUGUGAGGUCUGGGAGAGAACGUUGUUGGAUCGGGUGAAUCGGUGGGGAUGAGAGAGCAGCGCUGGCGUGGACUGCCACCUCAGCUGUUGGACGCUGCGACUGUGACUGUGCUUUCUGUUGUGAUUACUUACUGUUCAUUGUACACAAAUAAAUUUGCAUAAAAAUAC